Messenger RNA from Patiria miniata (bat star), 1947 nucleotides. RefSeq names its product cytochrome P450 2U1-like. The transcript is spliced from 4 exons. NCBI's taxonomy places the organism in Eukaryota, Metazoa, Echinodermata, Asteroidea, Valvatida, Asterinidae. Gene Ontology annotation, molecular function: oxidoreductase activity, acting on paired donors, with incorporation or reduction of molecular oxygen, reduced flavin or flavoprotein as one donor, and incorporation of one atom of oxygen; heme binding; iron ion binding. Gene Ontology annotation, biological process: xenobiotic metabolic process. The record is from RefSeq and is a predicted model, not a curated record. Gene Ontology annotation, cellular component: intracellular membrane-bounded organelle; cytoplasm. The coding region runs from base 124 to 1701 and encodes 525 amino acids.
UUCCGGCCCAAGCUGACUAUUUAUUUGCCGUGUUUAGAAGAGGGUGGACAUUGUUAUACGGAGAGUCUGAUCUAUCUGAGAGUGCCGGAGUGGUAGACACUUUCGGAUCUGAUUUUUGAGAGCAUGGAGACUGUACUUGAGGCCGAUUCUUCCUUAACGUACUUGGGGAGCGUGGGUUUCGUCUCGCAAGUCCGACUUGCUCUUGUCUUCGUAACCGCCUGGCUGGUGGUGUGGCUUCUGCAGGAGCACACGGGCCUCUCACGGCGCUUACGGGGCUCUCCAACGGUCAACCUACCCCCAGGCCCUUGGGGCUGGCCCCUCCUGGGCAUCCUACCGUCUCUUGGGGUCAGUGCGCCCCACGAGAGGCUGGCCGCGCUGGCUGGUGAGUACGGCGGGCUAUUCACCUGUUACUUCGGUGGGCACAGGGUGGUGGUGCUGGGGGACUAUGACUGCAUCGUGCAGGCGCUUGGCAAGUCCGGAGAUGUGUACAGUGACCGGCCAAAAUUGACCAUGUUCACUGAGGUCGGAGGAGGAAAAGGAGUGGCUGGCGCAUACUAUGGCAAACAUUGGAAGGAGCAGAGGGCGUGGACAUUCAACAUUCUCCGUGGAAUGGGGCUUGGGAAAGACACUUUUGAAGCCAACAUCACCGAGGAAGUCGGCUAUCUUUGCGACCGUGUGAACGCCCAUCAGUCCCAAGCAUUUGACCCAUGUCACCCUGUGAACACCGCCGUGUCUAAUAUCAUCUGCUCCAUCGUGUACGGUACGCGCUUUGACUACGAUAGCGCUACAUUCAAACGAAUGCUAUCCUUGCUACAGGAGAAUUUUGAGCUGGUCGGCUUGGCAGGCGUGGUUAACUUCUUCCCCGUCCUGAAGUACAUCCCUCUCUGCGGGUUCGGCAAGUUUCUGGCCAACGUCCGGGAGCUCAACACUUGUCUCUUCUCCAAGUCCAUCAGCGAGCAUCAGAUGACCUUUGACCAGGGCAAGAUUCGGGACUUCAUCGACGCGUACUUGAAGGAGAUGCGCAUGCGCAGUGAUGGCGGGGAGACGCCCUCCUCGUUCACCGAGGAGAACUUGACCUGGGUCAUCGCCGAUCUGUUCGCUGUUGGCACGGAGACCACCGCCCUAACUUUGCGCUGGGCUUUGCUGUAUAUGAUCACGCACCCUCACGUGCAGCGGAAGGUGCAGGAGGAAUUAGACGAGGUGAUUGGACGCACCCGUAUGCCGUCAUUGGAGGAGCGACCCCUGCUGAACUACGCACAGGCCGUUAUAAACGAGAUUCAACGAGUUAGAUACAUUGCAGCAAUAACUGUUCCACGAGCGACAACCGAGGACUCUAAGCUGAAUGGGUACGACAUACCGAAGGGGACUACCAUUAUGCCUGUCAUGUGGGCUGUCAUGCACAACCCGAAAGUGUGGCCGGAACCAGACCAUUUCCGUCCUGAGCGCUUCUUGGACGACAGAGGGCGGUAUCGCAAACCAGAACACUUCUUGCCCUACGGUAUAGGUCGUCGGAUGUGUCCUGGCGAACGAUUGGCCAGAAUGGAACUCUUCCUGUUCUUCACCCAUCUACUGCAUCGAUUUAGCUUCAGUCUGCCGUUGGGGGCGCCACAGCCAUCCCUCAAGGGCCGGAUGGGGAUAACACUGGCGCCGCAGCCUUACCGCCUGGUUGCUCGCAGCCGACCACUGGAGGAGUCUGGGUGACUGACCUGCGGUUUCAUAGCUUCAAGAAGCGCCUUCCUUAAUGUUGCAGAGACCAAUAAAUAAGUAAAUAAACUGCUAUAGACCCCAUGCAGUGAUAAAAAUACACCUACUUCCGAAACUCAGGACAAAUACUCAUAGCUGUCCGAAGUGUUUGAGACACCCAUCACAUUAAAGCUUAUUUCAUCAUCUCAAAUGUUCUGUUCAAUUCUUGGGGCGGGUUGACAGUGACUUUUGAGAAAAUUAAAU